AAUCGAAAGCAAUUUUAGGAAUAUGCGUAAGUCGGAUGGAUCAUGGAAAUUUGACCUUUGCGAGUGAUCGGUGCAUCGAUUGGCGUCGAAUAAUGUGGAACCAAUAGCUUGACUCUGAUGGUCACGUGAAGUGCAGCGCUUGCUAUAAAAUCGGAUGGACGGCUGACCGAGAUAUUACUUCAGAACUGAAGAACCAGCCAGAAUGAGAACCACUGCGAUGUUCAUGGCUAUGUUACUUGGCCGCCUCUCUAUACCCGGGCUGAUAUGGGACAGGCGAGCGAAUUAUACUAAAACUGCACUCGAGAGGGUUAUUCAAAUCUGCAUGACUGAGAACGGGGUGGCGGACAUGGAUCUAAAUGACCUGUUUCGCCUAGAUAGGCCGAGUCUGCCAAAGACCAGACAAUCGAUCAAGUGUGCCGCCAAGUGCUUUUUCAUGGCAAACGGAAUAAUCGAUUCGACGGGAAAUAUAGUGGAAAAGGAUCAUUUGAACUUGUUUCACGCGGACAGCCCCGUCAAGGAUAAUCUCAAUGAGGCUGUGGAUAAAUGUACUAAGAACCGAAACUCAGAUCCCUGCGACAACGCCUACCAGGCCUUUCAAUGCUGGUAUUCUGCUUACACCAGAUCGGUUCUUUCGGACGACGAUGUGAACUCAAGCGAGUCAGUCAAUGUGACUAAUAUAUAAAAGCAUAAAUUACAGUAAGCAACAGAGCUGUCAUUGAGGAACUGCUGGGUCGUAGCAGAUUUAAAUUUAUGCUUGAAAUCGCAUUAGACUAAAUGAAAAUGUCGAGCCUAUGAAUAAUGUGGAAUUUUUAAAUAAUUUUAAAUAUUUUUUUUGUGUAUAAAAAAGCCGUCAUUCUGACAUUCCCGAAUGAACUAUUCGAUGAUAUAUGUAUGUAUAGGCAUCUCCGAUUUGUGUAAUACUAUUUUCUCCCAUUACGCUUUCCCAGAAUCUGUGGUCGCUUUUUUUGCAAAAUAUUCCAGCAAAUAUCUGCAAAAUGCCAGCAAUUUAAUUACUUCGCAGCGCCUUGGAAAAGGGCAGUGAAAGAGCACUCAUAAAAUCACAGCCGCGGGCAACAAUUUCAAUCGAAUUGUCGGGGUCGGGACGACACUCUUUGCUUUUCCCCAGCUCCAGCUAAAGGUCCAGCUCCGGGCCCUGCCUCAGCUCCCCCAGAUGCUGCUGAUGUUCCUGCACCAUUGUUGUUUUUGUUA
Messenger RNA from Drosophila obscura, 1209 nucleotides. RefSeq lists its product as uncharacterized. The coding region runs from base 203 to 682 and encodes 159 amino acids. The transcript has a single exon. NCBI's taxonomy places the organism in Eukaryota, Metazoa, Arthropoda, Insecta, Diptera, Drosophilidae. Gene Ontology annotation, biological process: sensory perception of smell. Gene Ontology annotation, molecular function: odorant binding. The record is from RefSeq and is a predicted model, not a curated record.